ACGUAGUAUUUCUUGUGCGGGAGUCGCGGACACGGGAGUGCGAGCUCGGCUGAACUCGUAUGGGUACGGAAAGUCAGAGCAGGGGAUUUGUGGAUCACUUGCCCAACUAGUGAGCAAUAUCUUGUCUGAGAUAACGAUAAUAUAGAAAUGUCAGGGAAUAACGAAGAAACACAGACGGCCGAGGAGACAUCAGUGGGCGAGAAGGAGAUUCAGGACAAGGUGAUCAGUCCUGAGAAGGCAGAGGAGGCUAAACUGAAGGCCAGAUACCCAAAUUUAGGACAUAAACCCGGGGGCUCUGAUCUGCUUCGCAAACGCCUCCAGAAGGGGCAAAAGUACUUUGACUCUGGCGACUACAACAUGGCUAAAGCGAAGAUAAAGAACAAGCAGUUGCCGACAGCUGCACCAGAGAAGGCCGAGAUCACAGGGGACCACAUCCCCACCCCCCAGGACCUGCCCCAGAGGAAACCUUCUCUGGUGGCCAGUAAACUGGCAGGCUGAUGCACACACAGCCUCGAGAGCCCCUGCAGCACCUCCCAGCCCUAACACUCACCACUCAAGUCUCAGAGCUGUAACAUUACCUCUCCCGCCCCUGCCCCUGCCCCUUCCUCACCAGUCUGGACCCAACCCAACAGGAACCCACACCUAGCACCCAGCGAGCUGGCUGGCUGAUACCUUCAGUCCUGUUUGUUUUUGCUUCCACCCCAUCUGGUCCUGUCUCUACUACCUCCUAUCCUUGUUUUUAUCCCUCGCCACUCCCCCAAACUGACUGCCCUUCUGUCAUUGUCCUCUUACUUUUCCAUGUUCCUUUUUAUUUUCUCUUUUCUCUCAUGUAAGAUAUGCUGAAAGACAGGACAUCCAGGUGUGAGUGUGAUGAGUGGACUGUGACGCCUCUGUACGACUGAUGGACGACUGAUACCGCUGUGUAUACUGGCUGAAGAGAGGGGCAAGCAGCACAAGCUGUGUCUUGUAUGGUUUGAGGGCUUUAGUAUGGAUCAGGAUCCCUCAGUGUGUGUGUGUGUGUGUGUGUGUGUGUGUGUGUGUAUGUAUAUAUAUAUAUAUAUAUAUAUAUAUAUAUAUAUAUAUAUAUAUAUAUAUACAUACAUACAUACAUAAUUUCCUUUUGUUUGGCACAGGGGCAGAUGUUAGCCUUUUAGAAUGUUUUACAUCAGAUUUGUAUCAUUCACUGUAUAUCCUUAUUCUGAAUUAUGCUGUCAAUAUGCUUGAGUGAUUGACUUAAUAUAGUAAUCCAGAGGCCAAGCUCAGUUUUGUUAACACUUUGAUUGUGAACCGUGGAGGGGAAGGCCAUACUAAAGAACCACACAGUCAAACCUCACAGACAUUUACCCACAUGCUGAAAAGCUCAGGUGCAGCAUACAUGCCCUGGGUGGCAUGUAGAUGGUGCAUUCAAGACAUCUUGAAACUAGGAAAUGUUCUACUUUCAAGAGUGUAGGGGCGGGGUGUAUUGUUGCUUCAGUUUGAACUGUAAUGUUGAAAGUUUGCACUGUAUUUGUGGUGUGCCAUGCAUUUCAGCCUCAGAUGACGGCACCUUCCUCUUCUCAGGCCAAAGUUUCUGGUUCCAAGUUGUCGUGAAUGACUCAUCAUGCUCAAAGAGGAUUAGAGGGGACUAUAUAGUACCUGAAAGCUAUAUUCCUGUCAGUAGUUACCAGUCUUUGUUUCCUGUAUGCUGUGUGAGUAGACUAAAUUUAUGGUUAAAAAGUUAAAAGUACUGGGAGCUCUGCAUUGGGAACAAAUUGUGUUAUGAAUUGUGUUCAGACUUGGGAAAAGGCUUCUAAACUCAUAAUUUGAAGUAGUUUUAUCUUAAAAAUGUUCUUGGCCCUGAACAGUGCCAGGGAUCUUACUGACUGGAUGAAGUUUACCUGCGAUGUGGUAAAUCCAAACUAGAACUACAUCCAUCUGAGCUGUGCAUGUAAAUGGCUGCCCUGCUGUCACUUUGUGCCAUUUUGUUUUGUAAAUAAAAUAGUUUUGCACAAAUGUUUAA
This is a messenger RNA of Siniperca chuatsi (mandarin fish), 1999 nucleotides long. RefSeq names its product cAMP-regulated phosphoprotein 19-like. The transcript is spliced from 3 exons. Gene Ontology annotation, cellular component: cytoplasm. The record is from RefSeq and is a predicted model, not a curated record. Gene Ontology annotation, molecular function: protein phosphatase inhibitor activity. Lineage: Eukaryota; Metazoa; Chordata; Actinopteri; Centrarchiformes; Sinipercidae. The coding region runs from base 148 to 498 and encodes 116 amino acids.